Molecule: messenger RNA, 2176 nt
Organism: Zingiber officinale
Lineage: Eukaryota; Viridiplantae; Streptophyta; Magnoliopsida; Zingiberales; Zingiberaceae
Product: DEAD-box ATP-dependent RNA helicase 8-like
Exons: 10
Coding region: 350-1822 (490 amino acids)
Biological process (GO): cytoplasmic stress granule assembly; P-body assembly
Cellular component (GO): P-body; cytoplasmic stress granule
Molecular function (GO): mRNA binding; RNA helicase activity; ATP binding
Source: RefSeq, a predicted model, not a curated record
GGCAUUUCUGUCAUCCACCGGUCUCCUUUCCGGCAGCCCUUCUCUUCGCCUUUUCCUCCGCAGCCUCGUCCUUUUCCGAUUCGAGAGAGAUCGUGAGAGAAAGAGAUCAGCCUAUUCACGCAGUGCCGCCUCCAUCUGGAAUCAAAUCUUCGCUCAGUUGUUGCGAAAUCAGAGAAUCCCUCCCUUUCGCGUUUUUCUUGGGAAGUUCCCAGAUCAAUAAACCCUAGAUUUAGUCGAUGCUUUCCAAAUUUUAGGUAUUUUGUUCAUCUCUCGGUUUUUAAGGAGAGAUCUUUCGUUGGUUAGUGUUGAUUCGUCUGUCGUCGCACGGGAGGAUCGCUCUGUGUAGAAGAUGAAUCCUCGAGGAAGAUUUCCUACGCCUGGGAUGGGGAACGGUCGCGGAGGCAGUGGGAGUGCAAAUCCUGGUUUUUAUCCGAGGAAUCCUCAGCAACAGCAGUACGUACAGCGGAGUCAAGUACACGGGCAGCCGGGUCCGCAGUUCCAGCACCAAUAUCAGCAGCAGCAGCAGCAGUGGUCGAGGAGGAAUCCAAUGGGGAGCGACUUCGGGACUCGGGUACCGGCACAAUCUAUUCAAUACGAGGCUAUUGAUUCUAGUUCCCAAGAUUGGAAGGCACAAUUGAACAUACCACCUCCUGACACACGCUACAAGACAGAGGAUGUAACUGCAACUAAAGGGAAUGAGUUUGAAGACUAUUUUCUGAAGCGAGAACUUCUUAUGGGCAUAUAUGAGAAGGGUUUUGAAAGGCCUUCACCUAUUCAGGAAGAAAGCAUUCCUAUUGCACUCACUGGCAGUGACAUUCUUGCUAGAGCUAAAAAUGGGACAGGAAAGACGGCUGCAUUUUGUAUUCCUGCUCUUGAAAAAAUUGACCAAGAUCUCAAUGCCAUUCAAGUUGUUAUAUUAGUUCCAACAAGAGAAUUAGCUCUUCAAACAUCACAAGUUUGUAAGGAACUUGGAAAACAUUUGAAGAUUCAAAUUAUGGUUACUACUGGGGGAACUAGCCUGAAGGAUGACAUUAUGCGUUUAUAUCAACCCGUCCAGUUGUUGGUUGGAACUCCUGGUCGAAUACUUGAUCUUGCAAGAAAAGGGAUCUGUGUUUUGAAGGACUGUUCGAUGCUUAUAUUAGAUGAGGCUGACAAGCUUCUUUCUCCAGAGUUUCAGCCAUCAAUAGAACAACUUAUUCAGUUUCUUCCUGAUAAUAGGCAAAUUUUAAUGUUUUCAGCAACAUUUCCUGUAACUGUUAAGGAUUUUAAGGACAGAUACCUUCCAAAACCCUAUGUUAUCAAUCUGAUGGAUGAACUCACACUGAAGGGAAUAACACAAUACUAUGCUUUUGUUGAAGAGAGGCAGAAGGUGCACUGCCUGAAUACCCUUUUCUCAAAGCUUCAAAUUAAUCAAUCUAUUAUUUUCUGUAAUUCUGUUAACCGAGUGGAGCUAUUAGCAAAGAAAAUCACUGAGUUGGGCUAUUCUUGCUUCUAUAUUCAUGCUAAAAUGUUGCAAGAUCACAGAAAUCGUGUUUUCCAUGACUUCCGCAAUGGUGCAUGCAGGAAUCUUGUUUGCACAGAUCUCUUUACCAGGGGAAUUGAUAUUCAAGCUGUUAAUGUUGUCAUCAAUUUUGAUUUCCCAAAGAACUCUGAAACAUAUCUUCACAGGGUUGGUCGUUCGGGAAGGUUUGGUCACCUUGGUUUAGCUGUCAAUCUUAUCACCUAUGAGGAUCGCUUUAAUUUAUAUCGAAUGGAGCAAGAACUUGGCACAGAAAUAAAACAGAUUCCUCCACAGAUCGAUCAGGCUAUAUACUGUCGGUGAUCUGGAACAGUUAGGAGUCUGAUAUUUUCAUGCUGAAUAACUAGAGUGCUACCUGUAUACGUUGACACAUCAGGUUUCUUUUGUCACCUUGUGUUGGUGCCCAAGUUGCAUCUGACGACUAAACCGCUAUACUAUGAUUGGCUAUUUGGUAACAUCGAUCAUGGUCACUCUUAACUUAAUAUGUUAUAUUCAAAAAUAGAUUCUUCUAGUUCACAGUUUCAUAGGCAUUAAACUGUUGUGCAUAUACUGGUGAGAAGAUGAUUGUUGCUUCAUGUUAUCUGUCAAAUGCAUACAGUUGAAGACUGCAAAGCUGGAUAGAAUGGUUAGUGUGUUAAAAUCCCACAUUCUGAAAAA